Messenger RNA from Fusarium coffeatum, 2307 nucleotides. RefSeq lists its product as uncharacterized. The record is from RefSeq and is a predicted model, not a curated record. Gene Ontology annotation, cellular component: spliceosomal complex; intracellular anatomical structure. Bases 1 to 2307 code for a protein of 768 amino acids. Gene Ontology annotation, molecular function: RNA helicase activity; ATP binding; RNA binding. Lineage: Eukaryota; Fungi; Ascomycota; Sordariomycetes; Hypocreales; Nectriaceae. The transcript is spliced from 2 exons.
AUGUCUGACGCUAUGGGAGGAAAGCGAUCAAGCGCCGACGCCGACGAGUCAAUCCGAAAGAAGGCAAAGAAACAAGGCGGCGACGACGAAAAGUACAACCCUUACCUUGCUCACAUGUAUGACAACGGUGAUAGCAAUGGCCAUGGAGAGGAGCCUUCUCCCGAUUCGCCUCUGGCCGGUAUGAAGCGACAGCAAACCACCGCUAAACAGGCCGCCAAGGCUGAGGAUUCCGAGUCGAACCCUUUUACCGGCCGAACGCAUUCGCAGAAGUACUUCCAGAUUCUUCAGGGUCGUCGCGAUCUGCCUGUGCACAAGCAACGGCAGGAGUUUCUCGACAAGUACCACUCGACACAGAUCCUCGUCUUUGUCGGUGAGACAGGAUCCGGAAAGACUACUCAGAUCCCUCAAUAUGUCGUCUACGACGAGUUACCUCAUCUCACCGGCAAGCUCAUCGCCUGUACUCAGCCCCGUCGAGUCGCCGCUAUGUCGGUUGCGCAGCGUGUCGCUGACGAGAUGGAUGUCACUCUGGGCGAGGAAGUUGGUUACAGCAUUCGUUUCGAGGAUAUGACGGGCCCUAAGACCAUGCUCAAGUACAUGACCGAUGGUAUGCUUCUGCGCGAGGCUAUGCACGACCACGAGAUGUCUCGCUACAGCUGUAUUAUUCUUGACGAGGCUCACGAACGUACCCUCGCAACCGAUAUCCUCAUGGCUCUUCUCAAGCAGAUUUCCAUGCGCCGACCCGAUCUCAAGAUCAUCAUCAUGUCUGCUACGCUUGACGCCCAAAAGUUCCAAAAGUACUUUAACGAUGCGCCUCUGCUUGCCGUUCCAGGGCGAACACACCCCGUUGAGAUUUUCUACACCCCCGAACCUGAGCGCGAUUACGUCGAGGCCGCCAUAAGAACUGUCCUUCAGAUCCACGCUUCAGAGCCUGAGGGUGAUGUUCUGCUCUUCUUAACGGGUGAAGACGAGAUUGAAGAUGCUUGUCGCAAGAUCAGCCUCGAGGCCGAUGAGCUGAUGCGAGAGGUUGAUGCUGGCCCUCUGGCCGUUUACCCUCUUUAUGGUACUCUACCUCCCCAUCAACAGCAGCGGAUUUUCGAUAAGGCUCCUGCGCCCAUUCGCAAAGGAGGUCGCCCUGGCCGCAAGGUCAUCGUUUCCACCAACAUCGCCGAGACCAGUUUGACCAUUGACGGUAUUGUGUACGUCGUGGAUCCUGGUUUCAGUAAGCAGAAGAUUUACAACCCUCGUAUCCGUGUCGAGUCUCUUUUGGUUUCGCCCAUCUCCAAGGCCUCUGCCCAGCAACGUGCUGGUCGUGCUGGUCGUACAAAGCCCGGAAAGUGUUUCCGCCUGUAUACUGAGAAGGCCUUUAAAAAGGAGCUUAUUGAGCAAACUUAUCCUGAGAUCUUGCGUUCCAACCUUGCCAACACUGUCCUGGAGCUCAAGAAGCUCGGUGUUGAGGAUCUUGUCCAUUUCGAUCUUAUGGACCCUCCUGCCCCUGAGACCAUGAUGAGAGCUCUUGAGGAGCUCAACUAUCUCGCCUGUCUCGAUGACGAUGGUGAGCUGACUACUCUCGGCAGCAUGGCAUCAGCUUUCCCUCUGGAUCCCGCUCUGGCUGUCAUGCUUAUAUCCUCUCCUGAGUUUUAUUGCUCCAACGAAAUUCUAUCCAUCACUUCUCUGCUCUCAGUACCCCAGAUCUUCACCCGACCUGCCAACAACCGCAAGCGUGCAGACGAGAUGAAGGCGCAGUUCGCUCAUCCUGACGGAGAUCACCUUACCCUCCUCAACGCUUACCACGCCUUCAAGGGCCAGGCUACAUCAGACCCUAAUAGCGCCAAGCAGUGGUGUCACGAGCACUUCCUCUCAUUCCGACAUCUCUCUAGUGCUGACAACGUCCGGGCACAGCUCAAGCGCAUCAUGGAAACGCACGGUCUUGAGCUUGUUUCGACGCCUUUCGAGGACAAGAACUACUAUACCAACAUUCGACGCGCUUUGCUUGCCGGUUUCUUCAUGCAGGUCGCCAUGAAGGAGAGCUCAGGCAAACUCUAUCGCACUGUUAAGGAUGAUCAGGCUGUUCUGAUCCACCCUUCCACCGUUCUUCGUACCGAGUUUGACUGGGUUCUCUACAACGAGUUUGUUCUGACAUCGAAGCAAUACAUCCGCACAUGUACAGGUAUCCGGCCUGAGUGGCUACUGGAGAUUGCACCCACAUACUACGAUAUCGAUAGUUUUGAGCAGGGCGAUGUCAAGCGGUCUCUUGCACGCGCCGCAGAGAAGAAGCGCCGCAAGGAGGCCAUGAAGUCUGGUAGAUGA